Leptinotarsa decemlineata (Colorado potato beetle) is the source of this 900-nucleotide messenger RNA. RefSeq lists its product as uncharacterized. NCBI's taxonomy places the organism in Eukaryota, Metazoa, Arthropoda, Insecta, Coleoptera, Chrysomelidae. The record is from RefSeq and is a predicted model, not a curated record.
AUGAUAACAGAAUUGACUCGUUUUGAAAAAUGCUCAACGAACAGAGAACUAAUCAUUCAAAGUUUAAAUAAUAUUCUGGACAAAUAUCCCGGUUACACGAAAGUCUACACAGAUGGAUCGAAAACAGUGGAAGGAGUUGGAGCAGCGGUUAUCACACAAGAUAUAUCACUGAAAUAUAAACUUCCAUCCCAAGGCAGUGUAUACACUGCUGAGAUGUAUGCUAUCUAUGGAGCCAUGAAACAUAUAAACAGUACACACCAACUCACUUAUGUACUGAUGACAGAUUCUCUCAGUUCUCUGGAUACUCUGAAGAAAAUAUACCCCAAGAACGCAAUGGCAGCAAAAAUCAAACAAGAGUUAUACAAAGCUCAACAAAAAGGGAAGAUAGUCGUUUUCAUCUGGAUCCCAUCACACGUGGGAAUCAGUGGAAACGAGGAAGCAGAUAAACUCGCUCGAGCAUCAAUUAAUAUGGCAGAUGCAAUAAACGUAGCGGAUCUAUUAGUAUGUGACCUGAACAACCACCUGAAAUCAGAGUUGCAAAAAGCGUGGCAAAACCGGUGGAAUGACUCAGUUAGCAAGCUGCGAAAAAUCAAAGUUUCAGUGAAACCAUGGGGAAUAUUACCGAUGAACAGGAAAUCACAAGUGUUGAUAACGCGUUUGAGACUCGGACAUACAAAUUUAACACACGCCUACUUGAUGAAAAAGGAACCUGAACCAAUGUGUUAUAUAUGUGACAUGAAACAAACAAUAGAACACAUUUUGAUAGAUUGCCCGCAAUUCGAACAAGAAAGAAAAAAUUGUAAUAUCCCACCUACAUUAGAAGAAGCACUCGGCAGCAAUUGUUCUUAUACAAAUAUUAUAGAAUACGUUAGAUUAAUCAAUAUCAUAACAAAAUUGUAA